AUGUUAACCCUACGAAGACAAUUGUUCAAAGGCAGGUUGAAAAAGGCACUCGAGCCUCCUCCACCAAGUCAUUAUGAAUAUUCAAUCUCACCAAAAACGUAUAACUUCAAAGUUCCUUCAACGAAACAAACGCUCAACCCGAUACAACUAAUAUAUCAAAAGGCAGUUAAUUUUCCGUUUGACAAAUCGAAUGAAGAAGUCUACAACUCCUACCCGAAGGUGACGGCAAAUCAGUUGCUUGAUAGAAAGAGUCGACCAAGAGGAGUGCUGAUGAGCACCGCUGAUUUCAUUGAAGACCUGUUGUAUAAUAAGCAUUAUGGUUACUUUGCCAAAGAAGCAGAAAUUUAUCAUCCCGACAAACCAUUCAGCUACCCAAAUGUGAAGGAUAUCGAUGGAUUCAUGGAGGCUUGGGGCGAGUCGUAUUCAAAGUAUGAACAAGAUGACACCAAACCACUCCAAUUAUGGCACACCCCUACUGAGUUGUUCAAUCCUUAUUAUGGAGAGAGUUUGGCUCGUUAUAUUCUAUUCAAUUACAAACUCAAUGGCAACUAUCCUUAUGAGGAUUUGAUAAUAUACGAAAUGGGGGGAGGUAACGGAACACUUAUGUGCAAUAUCCUCAAUUACAUUAAAAAACAUGAACCGCUGAUAUACGCUAAAACGCAGUACAAAAUUAUUGAAAUAUCCCAACAGCUAGCAAAAAAACAGAAAGCAUCAUACAGCAAAAGAUUACAGGAGGAAGGAUUGAAUACAGACAUGUUGGAAAUCCACAAUGUUUCCAUAUUCGAUUGGAAAAAAGUUGUUGAAGAACCUUGUUUUUUCAUAGCUUUGGAAGUGUUUGAUAAUUUUGCUCAUGAUUUGAUUGCAUAUGAUAUGAAUACAGGAGAGCCAACGGAGGGUAAGGUUUUAAUUGAUAAAAAGGGUGAUUUCUACCAAUUUUUCACACGCGAGUUGAGCCCUUAUACCAAUGCGUAUCUACAACUCAGAGAGCAUGGAAAGUUUUCGGUCCUCAAGUACCAAACGACGUUCAAAGGAAAAUUCGAAAGUGCAAAGAGCUUCUACAAGUCAGUACACCCAUUGCUAGAAUCAGCAACCAAGCUUAAAAUAAAACAAAUGGUAUUCCCAUUCAAUGAUGACUUGUCGACUCCUGAAUACAUCCCAACAAGGCUUCUCCAAUUCUUUCAAAUUUUGAAACACAAAUUUCCCAAUCACUCAUUGAUCAGCUCGGACUUCCACUAUUUGCCCAAUACCAUCAGAGGGUUCAAUGCACCUGUAGUUCAAACAAUGCUAAAGAAGGAGAUGGUGGAUGUUCGAACCUACAUGGUGCAACAAGGAUACUUUGAUAUAAUGUUUGCUACUGAUUUUGAAAUAGCCAAUGACAUGUACCAAAGGGUGACAGGCAAAGACUCUAGAAUAAAUACACAUAGAGGAUUUCUAGAACAGUGGGCUGAUGUGGAGGCUACAACGACAAAGGAUGGAGAAAAUCCAAUGUUGGAUUUUUAUAGAAAUGUGAGUUUCCUCACUAGUUAA
Lodderomyces parapsilosis is the source of this 1527-nucleotide messenger RNA. RefSeq lists its product as uncharacterized. Gene Ontology annotation, molecular function: protein-arginine omega-N symmetric methyltransferase activity. The transcript has a single exon. The coding region runs from base 1 to 1527 and encodes 508 amino acids. Lineage: Eukaryota; Fungi; Ascomycota; Pichiomycetes; Serinales; Debaryomycetaceae. The record is from RefSeq and is a predicted model, not a curated record. Gene Ontology annotation, cellular component: mitochondrion.